This is a messenger RNA of Paralichthys olivaceus (Japanese flounder), 2918 nucleotides long. It is a transcript of the gene ubac2, whose product is annotated as UBA domain containing 2. Lineage: Eukaryota; Metazoa; Chordata; Actinopteri; Pleuronectiformes; Paralichthyidae. The record is from RefSeq and is a predicted model, not a curated record. Gene Ontology annotation, molecular function: serine-type endopeptidase activity; protein binding.
GAUUGCGAAGCAGCCUGUUUUGGUUUUGUCGGGCUCCCGUAGAGCGCCUCCUCCCUCCUCCUCCUCCCUCUCUCCCUCCCCUCCCAGCAUGGACCCUCACCCUAACUUCACUCCGGUGUUCCGCUGUUAGCGUCGUUCGGUCUCGGUGGUUCCCGGUGUUCGUCUGGACCCUGCGGCUCCUCCAGACGCCAUGUUCACCACCACCGGCUCCCGGGGCCUGUAUAUGGCUCCUCUGUCUAAAGGCCUCCUGCUGGUUCUCAAUGGGCUGACUGUGAUGCUCACCCUGCUGCCUCAGUACCAGGAAAUGUUUGUGUACAACAUACAGGCUGUCAUGCAGCAGCACCAGGUGUGGAGGUUGUUGUGUGGCCGGCUCGUCUGUGUUGACGUGAAGGACUCAUUUUGUAGCAGCCUGCUCAUUUACAACUUCAGAAUCUUUGAGAGGAGGUUUGGCACCAGGAAGUUUGCUUCCUUCCUGUUUGGCACGUGGUGUUUGUCUGCGCUGAUGGACUUCUUGUUGGUGCAGGCUUUUCAGUUUCUAUUUGACUAUGAAGUGGAAGAACUGUCCGCAGGACUGCUUGCUCCAGUCUUCUCUCUGUUUGUGCCUUUCUACCUGUCGAUCCCAAAGAUGCCAGUCACUCAGGUGCUGGGCCACAUUCACAUCACCAACAAGACUCUGGUCUACAUAGUCGGCUUACAGCUGUUGACAUCCAGCCCAUUCAUGUGGCUUCUUGCUCUCAGCGGACUGAUCUCAGGCGGGCUGUUCUACUCCAAUAUCCUCCGGUUACAAAAGAUCCUCUUCGUACCCGCUUGGAUGUCUCGUAUUGGACGGUAUAUUUUGGAGCCAGUCUUCUCAAGCUCCCAGCCAAUCAGCGAGACUCCUCUGGGGAUGGGGGCCACUCUGGACAUCCAGAGGCAGCAGAGGAUGGACAUGCUGGACCAGCAGCUACUGCUGGCCCAGUACAAUGAGGCCCGGAGGAACACAACACACCAGCCACAGGCUGGGUUGUUACAGUGGACCAGGUUGUUUCCCUCAUUGAGACACAGAGGACAGAACAGACCCCCAAUGCAGCCCCACCCUCAGGCCCAGACACACCCGUCAACCCAGCCGCCACUGUUGGACAACUCGCCUGUCGCAGAGGAUCAGGUUGCACGAUUAGUGGAAAUGGGCUUUUCCAGGACUGAUGCCCUGGAGGCCCUGAGAGCUUCAAACAACGACAUCAACAUGGCAACCAACUUUCUCUUGCAGCACUGAGAGCAAGAACACACUCAAUGAGAAAAACAGGUGAAUGAGGACAGACUGAGAAAACAGGAAGAGAAUCAACCAAAGCAGAGAAGGACAAAACAGAGCAGAGAGAAAAUGUCGGACAGAAUGAAAGUGAACGAAGAAGAAAAGGAGAGAAGAGAAAAUACAUUUGUACAGAUCAUCUGCUGUGUCACUGCCUCCCUCAGGCAGUGUUUGGCUGACCCGACCUGAACUGAGCCUGACAGGCCGAUUAAUGAAGUGUGAAGCACAAAGUGGGAGACAUUUGUGUCAUAGCUUUCUGAUGGUCAUCAGUGUGUGAAACAGGCAUCAUAGCUCAAGGCAGAGAAGUUAGACCUCUUGCUCCGAGGGGGAUCCCUAUGAAACAUAAACAGAAUCUAAAGUGAUGAGAGCUUCUCGUCACAGUCACACCUCAGACACAUCAGUCCUCAGUCCAGUGGAGGAUAUCAGAGGAUGCUGAGGCAAACUGAAGUUCCACACACCGUCCACACGGAUACAAAGUUAUGGCGAUGUGAAAUAGUUUUGUAUAACCCACUGUCAUGUACUGCCGUUAUAUUUUCCAAAAUGGCUACUGUGUAACCAACGUCUGAGUCGCCGAUAACCUGUCAGAGAUGAUACGUACGACAGAAGAUCAAAGACUCACAAGGUUUUUGAGUCAAUGAUCUGAUACGUUUUCGUCAUCAUCAGGUUUUGAAUAUAUUUUCAUCUUUCACUAAGAUGAUGAGAGUGAAAACAGACCCCUGCUAAAACUUUAUGUUCAAUUCCAUUAGGAGGUGCUGAGGUGAUGGUUACAAGUUGAUGAAUUGGGGUUAAAGAAUCCAAAGCAACACAUCUGACCAUGGUUUUGUCAUUCAGUUGUUGUUUCUUUACUUUGGCAGUGUUUCAUAGAGGCAGCAGGUCUCAACCCUUUCCUGCUUUUAGCCGUUUUAACAAAGCAAGUCAGUUUGACUGACAGCGACUGCAGCAGCCCGAUUUUUUUCAGAGCUCACCGCUUUGGCCCAUUUGACCUUUUAUUCUUCAAGUACACUGUUGCUGACAGACGGAGGGUGUUAAGCAGGAUAUGGGUCAGAUGGGCUAUCUCAGGGUCUCCGAAGUGACCUCCCCUGUUAACGACAUCCACAUUUACACACACGGGUGCAGGCGUUCAGGUGCAGGUCAUGUUUCACACCCUGGAUUGUUCCUUUUAUCAUUUCAUGCUUGCUUUCAUCUUUCAUGCAUACACACAAACUCACACACUGCUCAAGGUUUUAUUUAUUCCGUCUUAGCCGAGUCUUUUCUCUGCCAGCACACGUCUGAAACUUGGUCUUAAACAUUUGAUGAUAUUUAUUAAGCAAUAUCAUGACAAGAGACAUACAGUAUAUGGAGACUAUGCACUGCAUAGUUAUUACAUUGUGUGUAUACAUGUGGAAAUGUUUUGUGCAAGAGAAGUAAUACAGCCACUAGGUAUUGAUGUCAAAAAGCAGAUGCUAGUUUUAUAUUUUGUGCAUAAUAAUAUUGAUAAUAUAUGACCACUGAGAUUAGUCUGUCAUUUGUGUGUAUGUAUAUUUGAGAGUGAAAUAAUAGUUUAUGGAUGUGAUGAGGGAGUUGUUGCAUGGACAACUUUCUGAUGAAAUGUAAAGAAUUAUAUUUGAUCUGUGGAAUAAAUCAACUUGAUGAC